CUUAAUGGCGGAUAAUCCAUGGGCAUCCGGUCUGCGUCCCUGAUGGGUUAUAUGUGGUCAUGUGACCUGGACUCAGCCAUCUUGUUGUGGCUACGAAGAGAGACUGAGAGCUCGCAUAGAAACCUUGCCCUGUCAGAAACGCAGAGUUUAGCCAUCUUUUUAGAAAUGUUUCCUGCCUUUCCCAAAACACAUGUGACGGAGCUUUUGGUCUGACACGUCGAAUGCCCUAAUAACUAGUUUUUCCACACCAAUACCGAGACCCCAUACAUUUUUUUUAUAUAAAAAAGAAAGAAAGAAAAAAAAGUUUUAUACUCCAGUGUGACACAAAUUAAAUUGACUAACAACCAUCUCCUAGCAACACGGCAGUCGUUAUCACGAUAUUCAAGAAAUAAAGAAAAAAAUGGCAGCAGAAACACAAACACUUAACUUUGGCCCUGAAUGGCUCCGGGCUCUGUCCAGUGGAGGCAGUGUCACCUCCCCUCCUCUCUCACCAGCAUUGCCAAAGUAUAAGUUAGCAGAUUACCGCUACGGGAGAGAAGAAAUGUUAGCACUUUAUGUAAAGGAUAAUAAGAUUCCCUUAGACCUUCAAGACAAGGAGUUUCUGUCUAUUUUACAAGAUGAGCCCCUGCCACCACUGGCACUUGUACCUUUUACAGAAGAAGAACAGAGAAAUUUCUCUAUGUCUGUAAACAGUGCAGCCGUCCUGCGAUUAACAGGAAGAGGCGGAGGAACAGUGGCAGGGGCGCCAAGAGGUCGUAGUUCCUCAAGGGGUCGAGGUCGAGGGCGGGGGGAAGGUGGGUUUUACCAAAGAAGUUUUGACGAGGUGGAAGGUGGGUUUGGCCGAGGCGGGAGAGAGAUGCACAGAUCCCAGAGCUGGGAGGAAAGGGGAGACAGACGAUUUGAAAAGCCCGGCCGGAAAGAUCCAGAUGUUGCUCCAGCGCACUUUCAACUCAAUCCCGUUAGAUCAAAUUACGAAGAGGGCGGUGCGGCGGCAGCAGUGGCCCGGAAGCACGAGUUCACGCGCUCGGAAAGUGAGAACUGGAGGAUGUCUCGGGAGGAGCAGAGCGACGGGCCGCGGUCAGCGGGCUGGAGAGAGCUCCCUGAGCAGCGGCGGCGCUUCGGCUUGGAGCCGCGAGGGGAGGAGGAGCAGCGCGGGUACCGCCGGGCGCGCUCCACCAGUGGCAGCCUGGAGGAUGAGAAGGACAGCCUGCCUGAGUGGUGCCUGGAGGAUGCUGAUGAGGAGAUGGGGACCUUCGACUCGUCCGGGGCCUUCCUGUCUCUCAAGGUGAGGGGCUAUGAGCUCUCAACCUUCCCCUCGCUCAAGAAAGCUUCCAAGGAGCCAAUCCCAGAGGAGCAGGAACUGGACUUCAGGCCGUCCGAGGAGGGUGAGGAUCAAUCAGAGCAGGAAGAGAGCGACCCAGAAGAGGGCAAGGAGCUUGACCGGACCGCCAGGAAGGAGACUGAGAGAAGGGAAGAUGCAGAGAAGUCGGACAAUGCCGAUGUGCCUGCACCCUCUCUCCCCGUCGAGCCCAAGGCUUCUGAAUCGUCACCCCCCAGCCUGCCAGAGCGACCAACAGAGAGCCCACCCGAGAGAGUGGAGAGACUGCCCGGCCCUGAGCUCAAUCCAGCACGCACCACCCCUGUCUGCAACAAUAUCAGCCAAGUGACAAAGAUUCAUCCAGAAAUGUUACCCUCUGUCCCGACAACUCAACAGAAACAACUAGCCCCUGCUGCUUUCACCCCAAUCCCAUUCCCUGCAGGGAUGGCCCUGCCCCCCACAAACAUGGGGCUGCUUCCUGACAUUGAUGACGACGAAGGGAUGAAGCACCUGGAGCAGGUUGAAAAAGUCCCCUGGGUUCACCGUUGUCAAUACCUUGAAGCCGAGAAGAUGGUGGCGUACCUGCAGGAUAAUGCUCUUGACGACAACAGGCUAUCGGCCAAGAGUCUGGAACAGCGAGGAAAGGGUGCGGCUCUGCCCGGAACCAACGAGGCUGCGCUCAAGUGGUUUUACAAGGACCCCCAGGGGGAGAUACAGGGUCCCUUCACCAACCAGGAGAUGGCGGAGUGGUUUCAGGCAGGGUAUUUCACCAUGACUCUUCUGGUGAAGCGGGGCUGUGACGAGGUAUUCCAGCCCCUCGGGGAGAUCAUCAAGAUGUGGGGGCGGGUCCCCUUCGCACCCGGGCCCUCCCCACCCCCCCUACUGGGUGACCUGGAUCAGGAGCGCUUGAAGAGGCAGCAGGAGCUCACAGCCCUCAACCUGUACCAGAUGCAGCAGCUGCAGUACCAGUACCUGCUGAGACAACAGUAUGCCCAGGCUCUGGCACAACAGCAGAAGGCAGCCCUGAGCAAUCCCCAGCAGCAGCCCCAACUCCGCCUCCUCCUGCAGCAGUACCAGGCCCUGAAGAUGAGAGCAUCGGAUCAGAACCUGGUUCCUCCUGUAACCAGGUCCAUGUCUGUACCCGAUACAGGUUCGGUAUGGGAACUGCAGACUCCAUCCUCUCAGGCUUCAGCCUGGGAAGGCAGCAGCGUCUGGGAUUUACCAGUUGAUUCAACAACACAGGCGUCUGCUCCAGAACAACUACAACAACUGGAAAAAGUGAAGGCAGCUAAGCUGGAGCAGGAGAGGAGAGAAGUUGAGCUGAGAGUAAAAAGGGAGGAAGAGGAGAGGAAGAGACAGCAGCAGGAGGAGGUGCUGCGGAGGCAGCAGCAGCAGGAGGAGGAGAGAAGGCACAGAGAAGAGGAGCUCACACGGAGAAAACAAGAGGAGGCUCUCCAGAGGCAGAGGGAGCAGGAGGCGGCCCUGCAGAGGCAGCGUGAGGAAGAGGCAGCCCUGAGGAGACAGAGGGAGGAGGAGGAGAGGCAGCAACAAGAGGAGGCCCGGAGGAGACUGGAGGAGGAGGAUAGGAAGCAGAGGGAAGAGCAGCUACGGAAACAGCAGGAGGAGGAGCGGAGGCAGCAGCAGGAGGAAGCAGCCCGCUGGCAGAGGGAGGAGAUGGAGGCUAUGCAGCGGAUGGAAGAGGAGAAGCAGCGGCUGGAGGAGCAGGAGCACAAACGCAAAGAGCUUGAGCUGCAGAAGGAGGCCCAGAGACAGCAGGAGCUUGCACGUCAGAGGCAGCAGCAGCAAGAGGCUCUGCGCAGACUCCAGCAGCAGCAGCAGCAGCAGCAGCUGGCACAGAUGAAGCUGCCGUCAUCUUCAAAAUGGGGCCAGCAGUCCAGUGCUGCCGCUCUGCCUCAGUCUCAGAACACUCUCUCACUGGCUGAGAUCCAGAAACUGGAGGAGGAGAGGGAGCGGGAGUCCCGGGAGGAGCAGCGGCGGCAGCAGCAAGAGUUGAUGAAGGCUCUCCAGCAGCAGUCUCAGCAGCAGCAGGCUGCAAAGCUGUCGGGUUGGGGGGGCGUUGCCAAGCAGCCAGCCACCACCAAGUCCCUGCUGGAGAUCCAGCAAGAGGAGGCACGCCAGGUACAGAAGCAGCACAAGCAGAAACCGGAGCAGCAGCAGAACCCACCACAGAACCGGGCCCAGAACAAAGCUUUGGAGGGCCAGCUGUCUAACCUGAAUUCCUCCAGUGGAGCCGGUGCAUUUCUGCAGAGCAGCAUCAGUAACUCUGUGUGGGGCUCCGUCAGCAACAGCCACAGCAGCCCUCAGUGGAGUGUUGACGUGGGCAGCAGCAGCAUCUGGGGCAGCGCUCCCAACAGCAAGAACUCCAACAUGGGCUUCUGGGACGAGGCUGCCAAGGAGGUGGUGCCACCAGCGCGCAACUCCACGGCCAAGAGCAACAAGAGCAACGCCAACCUGAGCAACUCGUUGGGAGUGAGUGCCCGAGCCAGUAAGAAGGUGGAGGAGGAGGAGGAAAAGCUGGUGAAGCUGUUCCAGGGGCUGAAUAAGACGCAGGAUGGCUUCACGCAGUGGUGUGAGCAGAGUCUGCAUACUCUCAACACAGCCAAUAACCUGGACGUUCCUACAUUUGUUUCUUUCCUGAAAGAGGUGGAAUCUUCCUACGAGGUCCAUGAUUACAUGAGAGCCUACCUGGGAGACACGCCUGAGGCCAAGGAGUUUGCCAAGCACUUCCUGGAGCGCCGUGCCAAACAGAAAGCCAACCAGCAGCAGAAACAGCAACUGCAGCGGCAGCAGGAUUCGGUUUGGGGAGUGAACCGAAGUGAGGUUCAGACGAUCUUUCAAUCGAAUCAAAGCUCCAUACAGCAGUUUGAGACGGUGCACUCGGGGAAGAAAAAGAAAAAACAGAAGAUGGUACGAGCAGACCCCAGCCUGCUAGGAUUUUCUGUAAAUGCAUCGUCGGAUAGAUUGAAUAUGGGCGAGAUUGAGACCGUGGAGGAUUGUUGAGGAACCACAGGCUGCUGCCGACUCGCCGCCUAUUUCUGUUCUGAACAGCUGCCAUUUCAAAAGCAUCCUUGUAAAGCAGCAACACUUUGUUUUUUUUUGUUUUUUUCCCUUGUUUAUUUAGUUCUUCAAAAACCUUGUUUCCCAAUCUCCACAGUCAUCCACCACAACUAAGUGGCCACAAUACAAAACCCUGCUGUGAGCACAAUGGGGCCCGUGGUGGUGGUUAGAGCUGAGGACUGGGAGCCAGAAGUUGCUGGUUUUGAUUUCCAGCUCACUCACUGUGCAUCCCCUGUGAGACUGCUACUGCAGUCCCAGCAGUUUCAUGAAACCACUCGGGAAAAGAAAACAUUUCCUGAAACUACGUCUGGAAUUACCCUUGCAUUCUAUUUAUUGAAAUCUUUCUGUCUGGCCUGUUUAUUAUUAUUAUUAUUAUUAUUAUUAUUAUUAUUAUUAUUAUUAUUAUUAUUAUUAUUUUGUUUUUUAUUCCGUGUGUUGCCUCCCUGUUCCACCAGUUGUUCAUAGGAUACAAGGAUCUUGACUGUUAACAUGACAGUAGAUGUCCUGUUUUAAGGGCGUGUUCAACAGUUCCAAGUAGUUGUUCAUUUCUUGUAAAAUACUAGUCGGUUUAAAGAAUAAACUUUGAAUUCUGCAACUGUAAUAUAAAAUUACAACAAACUGA
Molecule: messenger RNA, 5018 nt
Organism: Acipenser ruthenus (sterlet)
Lineage: Eukaryota; Metazoa; Chordata; Actinopteri; Acipenseriformes; Acipenseridae
Gene: gigyf2
Product: GRB10 interacting GYF protein 2
Exons: 33
Coding region: 401-4339 (1312 amino acids)
Biological process (GO): insulin-like growth factor receptor signaling pathway
Cellular component (GO): vesicle; proximal dendrite; membrane
Molecular function (GO): protein binding
Source: RefSeq, a predicted model, not a curated record